This is a messenger RNA of Ctenocephalides felis (cat flea), 669 nucleotides long. RefSeq names its product nucleolar protein 6-like. Gene Ontology annotation, biological process: tRNA export from nucleus; rRNA processing. The transcript is spliced from 3 exons. Lineage: Eukaryota; Metazoa; Arthropoda; Insecta; Siphonaptera; Pulicidae. Bases 1 to 669 code for a protein of 222 amino acids. Gene Ontology annotation, cellular component: UTP-C complex; small-subunit processome; CURI complex. The record is from RefSeq and is a predicted model, not a curated record.
AUGUUAAGCGAGGUUAAAUUAAAAUCAAAAUAUGUAAAAUUAUUCACUACUUGGUAUGAAGAAUUUGCUAGUGUUAUUGGUAGUCUCAAGGAUAAAAAAAAUGAAUAUGAAAUAUCAGAUCUUAUUUGGUUAGAAUCUAUGAAUGUUAAAUUUCCAAUAAGUGUGGAUUCAAGAGAAUCAAAAGGCGUAUUUAAAUUUUAUAAACCAGCAUCUGUGAAUAUUGUCGGAUCUUAUAAUUUAAAUGUGACAUUAGGCAGUAUAGUUAAUAUUGACAUCAGUGUAGAAAUGCCUAAGAAAAUGUUUCAAAAGAUGGAUUAUCUGAAUCAAAGAUAUCAUAAAAAGCGUGCUAUGUAUCUAUGCCAUAUUGCUAACAAACUGCAAAAAUCUAAAUUAUUGAAAAGCUUGAAUUCUUCCACAAAGAAAAAUUGGUUUACUGGAGAUGGAUCAGAGGAUUCAGAAGCUGGGGAAGCAACUCCGAGAUAUAAUUUUUCGGUAUUGCAAGAUUUGGCAAGGAGUGAAAAUGAAGCCUUGAGAUUAAGUGUUUUUGAUAAGAAUCAAAAUUUAAAAGAUGCAAACAGUAUGUUGCAUGAGCAUGGGAUAUCUCUAUAUUCGGGAGAAUUAAAAGAAAAUCAGCCUUCACUUCUUGAGUUUGAUUCAAUUAUGAUGUAG